AGUGUGACUGUGUCAUUACGUGGCCGGGGAGAAGAAGAAGAAGGAGAAGGAGAAGAAGAAGAAAAAACAAAAGUUGGCUCUGAUUUGCUGGAGUCGCGCAGGAGCGGAGGUGCAGCGGACGAUCCUCACAUCCAGUUUGGGUUCGAGGCGGAGGAGGACGAGCGCCACGCACCGUGCACGUCCACUUCGACGAAUAACACGCGCUUAUUAUCUCCUGCGUUCAGUCGCAUUCUUUUCCCCCGCUUUUUUUUUUUUUUGAGUUUCUCAGCGGACACGACAAUCUUUGGAUCGCAGCACUAAACAAACACUUAUUCAUGGAUGUCCUUGGAUAAUCCCUUUUGGUUUUACGCGGAUAGCUGCUGCUCCCGAGUGUCGCGCGGUGCACGUCGGUGCAGGAAUGGCGCGAUAAAGUGAUCAGAGGGAAUCAGUCCAAGUACAGUCACUACAGUGUGUGUGUGUGUGUGUGUGUGUGUGUGGAGCCGUCUCGUCAUGUACUCUCCGAUCUGUCUCACUCAGGAUGAAUUUCAUCCCUUCAUCGAGGCACUUCUCCCUCACGUCCGCGCCAUCGCCUACACGUGGUUCAACCUCCAGGCCAGAAAACGCAAGUACUUCAAGAAGCACGAGAAGCGAAUGUCCAAGGACGAGGAGCGCGCGGUGAAGGACGAGCUCCUCGGCGAGAAGCCCGAGGUGAAGCAGAAGUGGGCGUCCAGGCUGCUGGCCAAGCUGCGUAAGGACAUUCGGCAGGAGUACCGGGAGGACUUUGUCCUCAGCGUGACGGGCAAGAAGCACGCGUGCUGCGUGCUGUCCAACCCGGACCAGAAGGGCAAGAUCCGCCGGAUUGACUGUUUGCGGCAGGCCGACAAAGUUUGGCGCCUGGACCUGGUGAUGGUCAUCCUCUUCAAAGGCAUCCCUCUGGAAAGUACAGAUGGCGAGCGCCUCGUCAAGGCUCCGCAUUGCACCAACCCAGCACUUUGUGUCCAGCCACACCACAUAACAGUAUCGGUCAAGGAGCUGGACCUGUUUCUAGCGUACUAUGUCCAGGACCAAGACUCGCAGCAGUCAGGAAGUCCCAGUAACAAUGAGCAAGGCAAGAACCCUCUUCCAGUCUACUUGGAAGACAGCUUCAUCAAGUCAGGAGUCUUCAGUGUUACAGAACUGGUGCGAGUGUCCAGAAUGCCCAUCACCCACGGUGCGGCGGUGAACUUCUCCAUGGCUGACAUGCCCAGCCAACCCUACUACCACGACCUGAACUCCAGCGUGGGGCUGCACCGCUCCCUGUCCUCCCCUCCCGGCAGCAAAAGGCCGAAAACCGUCAACAUGGAGGAGAACAUGGACACGAGCCCGACAGGACCGGACUUCUACUCGUCGCCCAGCUCACCGGCGAGCAGUCGGGCGAACUGGCACGACAGAGACGGAGCAGACAUGUCCUCUCCCACCAUGAAGAAGCCAGAGAAGCCGCUGUUCAGCCCGACCUCUCCGCAGGACUCCUCACCACGACUCAGCACUUUCCCGCAGUCUCAUCACCCCGGACUCACAGGUGUAGGACACAGUGUUAUAUCGACGAGGAGCCCCCCGCCGCACUCGCACCUGCAGUUCUCGGCCUCGGCCAUCUUGCCCCCGGCGCCGUCGCCCUACUUAUCGCACACCACCAUCCGCUACCCGCCCCACCUCAACCCUGCUGAUCCCCUCAAGAGCUACGUGCCGUCAUAUGACCCGUCCAGCCCACAGAGCAGCCAGCCUAACAGCAGUGGUCAGGUGGUAGGAAAGGUUUCAGGCCACUUCACCCCAGUCCUGGCUCCCUCCCCACAUCACAGCGCUGUGCGACCUGUCUCGCUCUCCAUGCCCGACACCAAGCCCAUCACCACAUCCACAGAAGGCUACUCAUCCCCUGGCACCCCGACGGCUAAUCGUUUUGUAGGCCUAAGCCCGAGAGAUCCCACCUUCCUUCACCAGCAACAGCUGAGGAAGUGUGACUGGAGCGUGACUCAAAACGGCAGGCAUUAUGGCCCCAGUGCCACUGACGACACUUUGGGGAUUGCUUGGCAAAGUCCUGGUACCUGGGCGAGCUUAGUUCCAUUCCAAGUGUCGAACGGGACUCCGAUCCUGCCAACAAAUGUCCACCAGAACUACAGCAUAAACAUCAUUGGUGAGCCCCUGGUCCCCGCUGAGACAGGGAACUGAACGCGCGGAGGCCGGACGACACCCCCCCCCCACCGAGGCUGAAUGGGUGGGUGGAGGCGUUGGUGGUGCAGAGCUAGUACUACAGGUGUCCGCAGCCAUGUAUGAAACCAGCAAAGCAGCCACUAGCUGCAGAAUCCUCACCCACCCCACCCCCUCGCCCCAUCUCCGAUCUCACCCCUUCCGUGUCGCCCCCCCCCCCUUCCCCCGUGAUGGACCCUGUCCGUGAAGUGAAGACGAGGGUUGGUUCGGAGGAAAGAAAAAAAGAGAGGAAGCAGCCAACCCAGACCAUCCCACACAUCCACCAGCCACCAGUCAGUUGUUGUGUUUGCAGAACUUCCCAGUUCAUUCAAAUACUGUGAUGUAUAGAUGCCUUAAUGUUUCAUUGCAUGACACUCUAGUCUCUUAGCCGCAGUUCCUACUACUUUUUUCAUGUCGGGGGAAAACGUAAAAUCUUGACACACACACACACACACACACACACACACACACACAGUGAAGAGGUCUGUGCAAAGACAACCUCUGCCUGGUGGACGGCUCCGAGACUCUCUUGAAAAGAGGCUUUCCCAUGUCAAACGAUUCACUGUGUACACCAUAGGAACAAAAGAAAAAUUGUGAAUUCAGAGUGUUUCUUCCUCCGUUUGAGUUUCAGUUUACUGUGAUAUGACUCUUUGUUCAGAAGACGUGUCGAUUUUGUUUUAUUCUUUAUUGCUACUUACUUCGAGAAUUAACGUAAACACUUACAGUGAGAGUUGAGAACUCUUCAUGCGGUUUUUAAAAAAACACUAAACGUUCGGCUUGAGAUUGGACCCCUCAUUAAAGAAUUUGCGACUCCUUUUCAAAAGGACUUAAAAAAAAAAAAAGAAGACGGAGAAUAAGAAAAUCUCGAUAGAGGCAAGUGCAAUUUAAUUUUUGAAGGGAAGCUAUCAGUCUGUCAGCCCCUAGGACUCUAAAGGAAGGGGAUAAAUAUUAAGUGGUGUCAUGGGUAAAAUGUUUUAGAAAACAUUUGAAUUUGAUUUCAGUCACUCAACCGUCUCCUCACAUGAAAAAAAAAUCGAGCAUGAAAGACAUUUGAAGGCAAGCACCAAGCUACCUGUGCAGCGCUGAGCGAAACCAGCACUUCUUUUGAGCCCUUCCCGUCAUUAUGGGGAGUUUUUUUAUUUAAUUUAUUUUGGGGGGGGUAAAAAAAAAAAAAUUUGAACAUAAGCAAUGAGACACACGUAGUGUGUGAAAAUGGCAUUUCAUUAAAAGAAAACAAAUGUUCAUGAUAAGAUCAAGAGCAUAUGCAUUUGGCCAUCAGCUUCUAAAGCUUAUGUUUACAGAGAAAAUGGAAUGAAAAGUGUAAAGCUACAGUUUGUGCAAGGUUCGAACUCUGCAGUGGAAGAGGUUGAAAAAAAAAAUGGGAAUUUACUGAAUUCCGAUCCCUGAAAUCUAGAAUUGUGCAUGGCAUGUCCGCGGCCAUUGCCUCCCCAGUCCAGACGUAUUUAUACAAGGAAAAUUUCUCAAAUACUCUUAAUUUGCACGAUGACAUAUAGUCCACAUUACGUGCCUUGCCUUUGAAUAUAGAGACAUCACUACACUUGUUUUUUGCUGCAUUUAUCAUUAUAGAAGAAAAAAAAUUAACAUUUUUAUGAUAAGAAUUGUUUUGUACUCUGAAUGAAAAUUGUUGAUUUUUAACUUCAUGUACUACUCAAUCUCACAGUUACAUUGCAUAUCAAGGCUGUGUAUAGUUGCCGUUUUAAAGUUUGUAAUCAACCAGCAUUCUUUUUCUUUUUGUUUUUCUUCUUCUUCAGCGUUUUGGUUGUUUUUCAAAAAUAACCUGUCAUCUUCUGUUUUCCUUAUUAUAAUUUUUUUUUUUCAACGCUCAUUUUGUUCAUCUUCCAGUUACUAUUGCGGAGGGUGGAAUUCAGAAUUAUGAAAAUUAUGCAAUACCAAGUUUUGCCUAUGUAGGUAGUGCUUAUAGAUGCGUCAAUUAUUAGAGGCUAGUUUGGAGAUAGACAAUAUUGUAAUGCAUUUAUUUUGUUGAUAUCGUUGUUUGUCGUUGUUGUUGUUGAUGAUGUUGUUGUUGUUGUUGUGGGUGUUUUCCUUUUUUUUUAUUGACCAAAGUGGGGACUGCUUUCUUUGCAGUGUAUGACAAGGUCUAUUUUUUCCCCCCCUUUCUUUAGCCCACAGGCCUACCGAGCGACAGUGACACGUGUUCCAGUGUAUUUUGAAUUCUGGAGUUUGAGGUGGAGGGGCGGUAUUUUUCUAGAAGUAAUUAUGACAAAAUAAUAAUGCACCCUUGGUCUUUCUACGGCUGCAAAGUCACUGAUUGGUCUACUGUGACUCUUACUUUCAACUUUCCACUUGGGGUGCUGGCAUGUGACCUCGAAGGAGCUCAUUUUUUUCCCGCGGGAGGGACGGCUUGACUUGAGUGUGACAAUCAUUUGAAAGAAAUCAUUUUGCGAAGAAUCCCCGAGCCCCCGUCGUACAGUAGAGCGCCCCUCGAACCAUGCAGCAGCUUAGGACGGAUCAAACACUACGCCAUACUAUUCUAGACGUGACAGGAUGCAAUUCCCAAGUAGAUGCCUUAAACACAUCAGUGAAGUGGCCUGUGACCUGCGCAACAAUCACACACCGACUAAUGCUCUCGAGACCUGUCCAAAUCAGCUCCAGACAGGCUCAAGCAAGCCUUUAGAAAGUAUUUUAUAACUAGAAGAUUUGUAUAAAUGUAUAUAUGAUAUGCACAUAUGUCAAUUCCCGUGAUACUUCCCCCCCAGCAGAGAACCCCGUAGAGUACGCUGAAGUCAAUAUUAGACCUUAGAAGCAUGGUGUUUUCCUACUUCGUGUCCAGUGGUGCAGCAGAGGCUUGAAUAGAAGGAGAACGCACUUAAAUAGCACAUAGGCAAUCGCGUCUCCUUCCCCACGCAAUGUUCUGACCGGCGUCUCAAACGAAAUCUCUCAGGCGUAUUACAGGGCCUUAUCUAUAUCAAUCAGUAUCUUAUCAUUUUUAAUGUGAAACAUAGAGAUUUCUCUCGUGGAGAGAGAGCGGCCCCUCCGGCACCUUUUUGCACCCUUUCCCCCGCAAUCGUGGAAGACCUGUUUCCCACGGAGGGGCGAGUGCUAACGAGAGCUCUCUCCGGCCGCAAGCAGAAAAAAAACCACCUUCCUCAAGUCAAGCUCAACCUCUCCAGCUUCACCCAGAUUUCUUACCCAGGAAAAAAAAAAAAUUGGAAAAAAAAAAGUCACCCCGUUCUCUGUGCACUGUUCUGUCUUUACGUUGUUGUUGUUUGAUUCUUUCUUUUUUCUUUUAAAGAAAAACUAUAAGUGCUUUGCAGCCUUUGGCCAUAGGAAACCCCCACUGAAGUGCAUUGUCCCCAAGUGUGUGUGUGUGUGUGUGUGUGUGUGUGUGUGUGUCACACGCGUGAGUGAGAGAGAGAUUAAAAAAGGUGUCAGGUCACUGUGGAGACUGUACAUAAAGGUAAAAAUCAUGAUUGCGUCAAUAGCAGUGGUCUGUGGGGUUGAACUCUGCUUUGACAGCUUGAGUGUUCGCGUGCAUGCUGGCUGGUGUGUGUGUGUGUGUGUGUGUGUGCGUGUGUGCGUGUGUGUGUGCGUGUGUGAUCGAGUGCCUCUGACACUACACAAUGAGAGAAGAUGAGGGUCUUUCUAUCGCAGAAGAAGAAAAGGAAAAAAAAGCCUGCCGUUGGACAGGAGUUUGUACACUGUAAACUUUGUCGAGAGUUCUUCUCUGAAGCCCUAACUUGUAAAUCUUCAAUUCUGGGGAAAAUGAGUCAGUUCCAUUUUAGGAAAAGCAAAUUGAAUUUGGGUUUUGUUUAUGUGUUUGUUGCGGAAGCUGGAUUUGAGUUAGAACUCUCCAGGUUUCCCCGAUCAGUAGAAUCAAAAGUGUUUUCAUGAGUUGUUGUAUCUAACGUUUAAAAUAGGGGGGGGGGGGGUUCUGUAUAGAUCCAUGAACAUAAAAACAACAACAAUGAAGGCUUUUUUAUUGUUAAUAUUAUUUCUAAACUUGCUUAGUGCUUAGAUAUUUCCGUUUGGGAAACACUUCAUGAGUAUUUUAAUUGUUGUUCUUUCAUUAGUGUGGCCAUAGCGAGUGUGAUGUGAUUUAUCUCAUUCUUUUUUUCAAUUUGUAUUUUAUUUGGAAAUGGGUGUGAAUUUCUUGUCCAACAAGAUGGUGGUGUGAGCGUGUUUCUUGUAGCAGCUGGGAGGUGAUGUCACUUAACCAGUACGGGAAGAAAAAAAAAAAAAGCCCCAGAUUGGGCCUGACCUUAAACGAGAAGCAGGGUAAAACCUGCAACGGCAAACGUCCUCACCCGCUAGUUUCUCUUUCUUUCUUUCGUUUCACGUUACAGAGGAAAUGUUGCAAGACGACCGGUGCUAGAUCCUGAAAGAUCGCUGAAGGCAUCGAGGCAUCACUCAUUUUGCACUUUCCACAUGCUGUCUACGCCUGAUGUAAUAUAGGAAUCCCCUUAGUGUACACUAAAAGCAAACAUUAAUCCGCAGGUGCUUCAGAAUAGUGUACUGUACCUUCCAGCUGAUUAUAGACUGUAGUGUAUUUGGGCAUGGUGACGUGUUUCUGUUGCUACGCGCGGGGUGUGAAUGUAACCUGUUGAAAAACCUUAUGAAAUUUGAAUCAUGGUUCCACCCAUCAGCAGCUUCGAGGCAGAUUUCUGACGCCCACAUUAGCCAUUAGAAAGUAUUAUGUCAUUGAUCACCGCGAUCACUGAGAAACAGGACAACUUUAUGCAAAAGGAGGACCUGUUGGCACUCAUGCAAUAUGUGUGAUUUUCAUGUCUUUAAGCUGACUGAUGCAGACCUGACGGACACAUUAAAACUCAACUUUCACCCUACAUGAGCAAUACACAUCCUUCCAUACUUUGGCUAUAUAGCUGCUAGUCACUUGGCAUCAGGUUGUUAUGAAACAUUGAAAACCAGCAUUUUUACAGGAUGUAACAUUCACCAAAAGAGAGACAAAAAGAUAGCAAUGCAGUGCCUGUUCACGCUGUCCGAGUGUCUGUUGUAUAUAAUUGUAAAAUGUGAUAGACUUACUUUCAUAUGUGACAAAAAAAGAAAAGAAAACAGCAUCACACAGAACAACAGAAUGUGGCAAACCCAUCUGGAAAUAUGCUCGUUAUUACUUCUUUGGUGUUUUUGGAGUUUUUACCUUUUUUUUUGUGAUUGAUUCAUUUUCUGAUUAUGUCAGUACACAAUACAUCACGCUUGUUUAAAACAUCUGAGAGGAAAGAUUUGAGGGUCAUUCUUUGUUUUCUUUUCUGUUUUUCCUGGGGGGGGGGGGGGGGCUACAUUAAGCGCAGUGAAAUGAUAAAAUAAUGUCUUUUCUUAAAAUAAGUCACCAGAUUUCUUUUCUCUCUCUUUUUUUCUGGGGGUCUUGUGGCACUUUUACUUCCCUCUGCGCACACACGAAUCAUGUUGGGAUGAAUAUAUAAAACCAACAACAACAACAACACCAACAAACAAUAUGUAAACAGUCUCCAGUAGUGAUUGUAGAUACACUGCAAGUGUGUGCAAAGGUCUAUGUAUGUAUCUGAAUGUACGUUUUAGAGGACUUUUGGAAAACCUUUUCUGUUUUUUGUUUUUUUUAAUCUUUUCAUUUACAGUUUAGGAGUCACAGGUGUCCAUUGUGAACUGUAUAGCGAAGGCCUUGAUAUCCCUUCUUUUGUUGAUUUUAGAAACGCCGAGCAUUAGGCGAUGCCUUCAAGCUGGUUACAUUUGGUGCAGGGGCUAAAAUUGCCACAAGAUUAAAAUCAGUGUAAAUAAAGGCUCAACUUUUUUUGUGAUUGUUACUGUUAUAUCCAGCCUAUACUGCUAGCAGCUGUUUUUACUGCAGUCAAUUACUGGAAGUGGAUAUAUUUCCUAUGCAAAACUGUUUAAACAAUAAAAUGAGCUAUGCUACAAAAAAUAA
Messenger RNA from Scophthalmus maximus (turbot), 8095 nucleotides. Its product is annotated as nuclear factor 1 B-type-like. Gene Ontology annotation, molecular function: RNA polymerase II cis-regulatory region sequence-specific DNA binding; DNA-binding transcription factor activity, RNA polymerase II-specific. NCBI's taxonomy places the organism in Eukaryota, Metazoa, Chordata, Actinopteri, Pleuronectiformes, Scophthalmidae. The record is from RefSeq and is a predicted model, not a curated record. Gene Ontology annotation, cellular component: nucleus. The transcript is spliced from 12 exons. Bases 490 to 2181 code for a protein of 563 amino acids. Gene Ontology annotation, biological process: regulation of transcription by RNA polymerase II.